Molecule: messenger RNA, 472 nt
Organism: Thalassophryne amazonica
Lineage: Eukaryota; Metazoa; Chordata; Actinopteri; Batrachoidiformes; Batrachoididae
Gene: isca1
Product: iron-sulfur cluster assembly 1
Biological process (GO): iron-sulfur cluster assembly
Cellular component (GO): cytoplasm; mitochondrion
Molecular function (GO): 2 iron, 2 sulfur cluster binding
Source: RefSeq, a predicted model, not a curated record
UCGACACAAGCUUCGAAGCCUCAGCAUGUGGAGCAGGAAUGCUUUGGCGCGUGCGCACUCCAGUGUUAUGAAAUUGAAGGGUGACAACAUGUCUGCGUCCGUGGUGCGCGCGACUGUCCGAGCGGUCAGCAAGAGAAAAAUACUGCCAACAAGAGCAGCGCUGACGCUGACUCCAGCAGCUGUGAACAGAAUAAUGUUGUUGCAGGACAAACCUGAAUAUAUUGGUUUGAAAGUGGGUGUCAGAACACGUGGCUGCAAUGGACUGACUUACACACUGAACUACACAAUGGAGAAAGACAAGUCUGAUGAGGAGGUGCUGCAGGAUGGAGUGAGAGUUUUCAUAGAGAAAAAGGCUCAGCUGACUCUUCUAGGCACUGAGAUGGACUUUGUGGAGUCAAAGCUGUCCAGUGAAUUUGUCUUCAACAACCCCAACAUCAAAGGCACUGUGGCUGUGGAGAGCUUCAACGUGUGA